AGGCUAGACGUGGACAGUUGUCUGGACUGGACCUCCUUGGACCGUGCCUGGCUGCAAGUCGUCCCGUCCCCUGAGAGAAGGCUUGGCUGGCCUUGCCUAGAGGUCCGUACCAAGCAAGCUAGCUUUCGCGAUAUCGAUCUUGAAAUCCACUCGCAAUCAACAUUGGCACCAGUGUCCAUCGCCAUUGACGACAGGUCCCGAGCUUGCUGCUUUCAGUUUCAGACCUGCGACCACCUGUUCAGAUCUCCUAUGCACCGCAUGAAAUAGGCCUCGGUAGCAGCCUGCUCUUCCUGGCCAGCGCGCCGUUUCCAUUGCUGCAUCUCGUGCCCCUCCCUCUCCCUGCCUUGUCCGACGUCCGUCUCGACGACAAACGCCCCAACACCCUCGACAACACCAACGCCAGCUUCCAUCAUGGCUUCUGCCAUUUUCUUCCUCGACUUGAAGGGCAAGACCCUCCUCGCCCGCAACUACAGAGGAGAUAUCCCCAUGUCCGCCGUGGAGAAGUUCCCUGUCCUGCUCAGCGAAGCCGAAGAGGAGUCAUCAGCAGUACCGCCCUGCUUCUCGCAUGAGGGAAUCAACUACCUCUACAUCCGCCACAACAACCUCUACCUCCUCGCACUGACAAAACGAAACACGAACGCCGCCGAGAUACUCCUAUUCCUUCACAAGCUCGUCGAUGUCUUCACGGAGUACUUCAAGGCCCUGGAGGAGGAGUCGAUCCGCGACAACUUCGUCAUCAUAUACGAGCUCCUCGACGAGAUGAUGGACUUCGGCUAUCCUCAGACGACUGAGUCCAAGAUUCUCCAAGAAUACAUCACCCAAGAAUCCCACAAGCUGGAGAUACAAGCACGACCGCCCAUUGCCGUUACGAACGCCGUGUCAUGGAGAUCCGAAGGAAUCCGGUACCGCAAGAACGAGGUGUUCCUCGACGUCGUCGAGAGCCUCAACCUCCUCGUCUCCGCUAACGGCAACGUGCUGCGCUCCGAGAUUCUUGGCGCCAUCAAGAUGAAGUGUUACCUGUCCGGCAUGCCUGAACUGCGAUUGGGGCUCAACGACAAGGUCAUGUUCGAGACAACAGGUCGGACCACGCGAGGCAAGGCAAUCGAGAUGGAGGACGUCAAAUUCCACCAGUGCGUCCGGCUAUCACGAUUUGAGAACGACCGCACCAUCUCCUUUAUACCACCGGACGGCGAAUUCGAGCUCAUGUCCUACCGCCUCAACACCCAGGUCAAGCCUCUGAUCUGGGUCGAGUGUGUGGUCGAAAGUCACUCGGGAAGCCGUGUAGAAUACAUGGUCAAGACACGAGCACAGUUCAAGCGACGCAGCACAGCAAACAACGUCGAGAUCAUUGUGCCUGUGCCAGAAGAUGCCGACUCGCCGCGGUUCCGAACAAAUAUCGGCAGUGUACACUACGCGCCAGAACAGGCCGCCAUCGUCUGGAAGAUCAAGCAGUUCGGAGGCGCUAAGGAAUUCCUCAUGCGGGCGGAGCUAGGCCUCCCAAGCGUGCGUGGUGAUGACGAGCACGGUGGUGGAAUGACAGGUGGCUUCGGAGGAAGUAUGGGUGGUGUGGGGGGACCAGGCAAGGGUGCGAAGAGGCCGAUCCAGGUCAAGUUUGAGAUACCCUACUUCACGACGAGUGGAAUCCAAGUGCGCUAUCUGAAGAUCACGGAACCAAAGCUUCAAUACCCGUCCUUGCCAUGGGUCAGAUACAUCACACAAUCUGGUGACAUCGCGGUGAGGUUGCCGGAUGUCGUUUAGAGGAUAUUUGAAGUUGUUUCGCAAACCUCUCACACAAACAUUGAGGAGCACUGGGUUGAGGGCUCCAGCUUGUAUUACACAACAAGCAAGCCGGAUCAUCACACUCUGUCCUGGCAGUCGGUAUAGAAUCCCUCCUCAGUUAAUACGGCUGGUCAUGUCCACGUACUCGGUCGGUACCGCCGAAUGUGGAUGGACUUUUCGGGCAGAUAUCCGGACGGGGUAUUCUGCUUGUGGGAAGCAACAUCGUUCAAGCCCAGUCAAGAGGACAGCGUUUUGUUGAGACAUAAAACACUUUAGCAUGGACACAAAUUACGAUGAUGAAUUUGGAGCCACUGUGCGAGACCAUUCAUGAAAAUGCACUUUAGAAAUUUUAAGAACCACGAUUUACUGCUCCGGGGCAGUCAUUUGAUUCAGUCCCUGGCUUCUCCAGGACAAAAGUUCUUUCAAUGGUAAUUUCAGCGGGCCCGAGUCACCAUUGUUCCGUUCAUGCUGAGCCUGUGCCUGCCAAAGGGCCGUCCUGCUGGGGUUCUCUCUUCCGAACUGUCCUUUCAACUCUAUCUUAUGGUUAAUUGCCAAAUCCAGCAAAGAAGCAAUGCGCUGAGGCGGCAGAUAGCAUGCUAGGUUGGGGGUCUCACAGGCCAGCUGGCGCUUGAGAGCCGUUGGUAAAUUUGCAGACUUCUCGUAUUAUCCCACAGCAACCAGUGAUAUUCGCAAGUCCGGUCUGGGAAUUCCCACGCGCAAGGACAUUAUCUGGC
Molecule: messenger RNA, 2513 nt
Organism: Diaporthe batatas
Lineage: Eukaryota; Fungi; Ascomycota; Sordariomycetes; Diaporthales; Diaporthaceae
Exons: 4
Coding region: 412-1758 (448 amino acids)
Biological process (GO): vesicle-mediated transport; intracellular protein transport
Cellular component (GO): clathrin-coated vesicle; clathrin adaptor complex
Molecular function (GO): clathrin-cargo adaptor activity
Source: RefSeq, a predicted model, not a curated record